Molecule: messenger RNA, 806 nt
Organism: Fulmarus glacialis (Northern fulmar)
Lineage: Eukaryota; Metazoa; Chordata; Aves; Procellariiformes; Procellariidae
Gene: NAIF1
Product: nuclear apoptosis inducing factor 1
Exons: 2
Biological process (GO): spermatogenesis; homologous chromosome pairing at meiosis; meiotic DNA double-strand break processing involved in reciprocal meiotic recombination
Cellular component (GO): central element
Source: RefSeq, a predicted model, not a curated record
GCUGCGACCGCCCCGGUUAUCCUCACCCCCAUGCAGCAACGCAUCUGCAACCUGCUGGGAGAAGCCACCAUCAUAAGUUUGCCGAGUGGGGACUGCAGUGCAGGUGACGGGACCGAGAUACCCAUCACCGCAUCAGCCACCACGGUCACCCUGACCCAGAUUCCUGCAGAGACAACCUACCACAGUCUGGAGGACGGAGUCGUGGAGUACUGCACAACAGAAGCCCCCACCACAGUCACCGCCGAAGCACCCUUGGAGAUGAUGGCGCAUCAACACGAAGUGUCUGCAAAACCCCAGGAGCUGAAAAGCCGAAUUGCUCUGAACUCAGCCAAGCUCUUGCAGGAGCAGCGAGUGACCAACUUGCACGUGAAGGAGAUUGCCCAGCACCUGGAGCAGCAGAAUGACUUGCUUCAGAUGAUUCGUCGCUCUCAGGAGGUGCAGGCAUGCGCCCAGGAGCGACAGGCACAAGCCAUGGAAGGAACACAGGCGGCAUUGAGUGCCCUCAUCCAGGUCCUCCGCCCCAUGAUUAAGGACUUCCGUCGAUUUUUGCAGAGCAAUACACCCAAUCCGUCGGUCACCGCUGACUCCAGCCAGACAGGGCAGCAAGAUGGCAUUAUCCAGUGAAAGAAACAGUGAUGGGACAACUUUCCUGGAAGAAGCCUGCCCGUGCUGCCGGUGGACACAGGGAGCGAGGGUUGCUAGCUCUUGUCAAUGUGAAAUGGCUCGCCUUGGAGUCUUGCUGAGCCGAAACAGCUUUCUUUCUCUGUUAAUCUUGUGCUAAUAUGCCUUCCCAGACUCGUCAUACA